Aspergillus sclerotioniger CBS 115572 is the source of this 1764-nucleotide messenger RNA. RefSeq names its product ankyrin repeat domain-containing protein. NCBI's taxonomy places the organism in Eukaryota, Fungi, Ascomycota, Eurotiomycetes, Eurotiales, Aspergillaceae. Gene Ontology annotation, molecular function: protein binding. The transcript has 3 exons. The record is from RefSeq and is a predicted model, not a curated record. The coding region runs from base 1 to 1680 and encodes 559 amino acids.
AUGCCUUGCUCACCCCAUCCCUUCAACGAUCCAAUCCCCGAUGCCUGCCCCAACCUCCUCUCCAUCCCCGCCCAAGUCCGCGAAGUCUACCCAGGAAGGCUCUUCACCCCUGAAGCCCUCGCACGGUUGACCACAACCAACAGACGCUUCAUCGCCCGCAUUCUCCGCUAUCUCCGGCCCAAAAGCUGGAUAGAUGCGAUUCCCAACGACCCCACCCUCCCAUCAAGGAUCGGCAUUCUACCAUCCGGGAAGUGGAAUAGACCCUGCAAUCUCUCCCACGAGGCUGCCCCGGCAGUAGCCUACGCCAUCGAAACCGGCCACCUGGACAGAGUCAUGGAGCUGGUUGAAAGAACCCGCAUCCCUGCUAACUCUUCCGAUCGGAACUCCAAUUGCCUUCUUCACAUCGCCCUGGUCUCAAACCAGAUUGAGAUAGCUGAGUAUCUUCUCUUAAGAGGCGCCUAUGCAGAUGGCUACCACCCCUCAACUAUCCCCGAGCUUGACCAUCUGUUCCUCUCCCCUUCAAACACAGGCCCUCAAUGCCCGAUCGUCCGUGAAAGAAUCCUCACUCUCCUUCUAAGUCACAGGGCCUCUAUAAGCCGCUUUCCCACGCAAAAUAUGUUCUACAUAAAUCCAAGGAACGCCCCGAGAUUCCUUGAAUACCUUCUUGACAACCACCCUGAGAUUGCAGACCUUCGCUCCGCUUCAGGUCACACUCUUCUGCACACUGCAGCAGCCCUGGGCGAUCCUGAAAGUUGCGAAUUCCUCCUUGAACGAGCCCCCCAUCUGUUGACUAUUGAUACCGAUUGGGGAGUGACUGCUUUGCAUCUAGCAAUCCUAGAAAAGAACGAGCCAACUGCCUGCUUCUUGAUCGACAGGGGGAUACGUCUCCACUUCCGCGAUAAGUACAAUCGUACUGAGUUGUUUCUUGCAGCGGCGAUGGGUCUUCCAACCGUCGUGGAACAUCUGCUGGAAUUGAGGACGGCGGAGAGGUCGUAUAUCUCGGGUAAAUGGCGGUAUGACGCCAAGGCAGCAGUCAGGUUGGCCCUUUACCUUGGGUAUGAGGAGAUUGUGAGGUUGAUCCGGAAUAAGUAUAAUCUUACCUGGCUCGCCAUCCUAAAGGGCUACCUCACGUGGGCCAACAUUCCUCAGACCCCCAAAGCACCCCGAGCCCAAGCCCCCAGGCACCGGAGACGGGGAACACCUCGGAACCUCUCCUCGGGACAGUUCGUGCAUCGACACCGCAGACGGACUGCUUCUGUGACUCCGACUCCGACCCCGCAUGCUCAUGCUCACGCCCGUAGCCAUAACCAGGGAAGGGGUGCCAGGGGAAGGGCGUUCCAGGGUAGACACCACGGGCGGAGGAGGAGUACUUCGGUUCGGAGUAAUACUCCUACUUCUGUUGUGGGUGGAUCUGCUUCUGGAUCUGCUUCUGAAGCUAGGGAGAGGAUCACUUGGUGGUGUGGAAUCAACACGGUUAACCCGAUGUUGAAACUCCGAGAUAUUGGAACCCUUGGUACGUGUGAUAUCAGCUCUGUUCGGCGGGUGUUAUGCGGUGUUGAGCGUGACAUUUCAUCUCUUGGUGGGUCUGGUAUCAGCCGGUGUUUUGCGGUGUCUGAACUGUUAGUAUGUGUGGUCUCGGCACGAUUGAGCGGGUGUUGGGUGUGUCAUCAACAUGGUUGAGCCGUUCAUGUCCGUCUGGUGUUGAGGUGUGGUGUGGUGGAUGUAAUGGAAGAGGUGAAAAGUUAUUGCUAAUCAGUUAACGAG